Messenger RNA from Umbelopsis ramanniana AG, 1194 nucleotides. RefSeq lists its product as uncharacterized. The record is from RefSeq and is a predicted model, not a curated record. Bases 212 to 1126 code for a protein of 304 amino acids. Lineage: Eukaryota; Fungi; Mucoromycota; Umbelopsidomycetes; Umbelopsidales; Umbelopsidaceae. The transcript is spliced from 2 exons. Gene Ontology annotation, cellular component: cytoplasm. Gene Ontology annotation, biological process: carboxylic acid metabolic process. Gene Ontology annotation, molecular function: L-lactate dehydrogenase (NAD+) activity.
UUUUUUUUACGCCCAUUUUUUCUUCGGGAAUUGACGCUUUUCCCGAGUGAUGGUCUGACCCCCAUUCCAAAACGGAAUAUUAUCUAACUGGCAUAAUACAACCCAUGGAAAAACAAGACGUAUAAAUUACGACGUAAGACAGCAGGUGAACUGGUAUCUUUCAUCUUCCUCUUUUUCCCUUAAACUUCCCUUAACCAAUACACAAUACACUAUGGGUGUUAGUUCAAAAGUCGCUGUUAUUGGUGCUGGCUCUGUCGGCGCCACCAUUGCCUAUGCCCUCUUAAUGAGAAAGGUGGCCUCUGAAAUUCUUCUGGUCGAUAUUGUUCCCGAGACUGUUCAUGGACAAGUUCUUGAUCUUAGUGACUCUGCUUUCGUUGGAUCAACUGUCAUUCGUGGUGCUUCCUUUGAGGAGGCCGGUCAAGCUGACGUUAUUGUCAUCACCGCUGGUGCCAAGCAAAAGCCUGAUGAACCACGUACUGAGCUUAUUGCUCGUAACUACAAGAUUUUGGAGAGCGUCAUUGGCUCUAUGCAACCCUUGAACAAGGACGCCAUUCUUAUGGUUGUCGCCAACCCUGUAGAUAUUUUGACUUGCAUUGCACAAAAGCUCUCUGGUCUUCCCAAAAAGCAAGUCUUCGGCUCUGGAACAUAUCUUGACAGUGGCCGUCUUCGCUUGACCCUUUCACAAAUCCUUAAUGUUUCGGAAUUGGCUAUCCAUGCUUAUGUCCUUGGUGAGCAUGGUGAUUCGCAAUUCAUUGCUUGGGACAGUGCCCAUGUUGGAGGAAAGCGCUUACUCGAUAUCCCUGCCAUUCAAAAGUUGGAUCGUGAAAAGAUAGCUAAGGAAGUCGCGGGCAAGGCAUACGAAAUUAUCAAUUUGAAGGGAGCAACAUACUUCGGUAUCGCUGCAUGUGUUUCAUCCUUGACCGAAUGUAUUCUCAUGAACCAACGUCACAUUCGUCCACUCUCCGUCUACAACGAAAAGCUCGGUGCUGUCCUUUCUAUGCCAGCUGUCAUCGGAGCUAAGGGUAUUGAAGAGAUCUUCGAGAUUCCUUUGGCUCCCGAAGAGCAAAAGAAGCUCGAAUCCUCCGCCGCCGCUUUGAAGGAAAUUUGCGCGCAAUACAUGAAGUAAAAUUAUGAUCAUCCGUUGAUAUUGGGAAUCAAUAAGGCUGCUGCUUACAACUAGUUUUUAUAAUGGUU